AACGCGGACGUUUCGUUAGUUUACUACCAGACGCGCGCGAUUUCAACUGUUUUCUUGAAAUAAAAUGUCGCUAGACUUGAGUGUGCACGAUAAGGCGGUGUUAAACUGCAUUUUCAAUCCCAGUUUACCCAUUACUGAAGCAUACGAAGAAGAAGAAAUCGAAGAGCUUGUAGAUGUAGAAAAUGAAAAUUGGGAUGAAAGAGAUCUACAAAUUGUGAAAAACAAGGAGGUCGAAGCUGUAACAGCUGCAGAACACAAAGAAUAUCAAAAAGCCUUAGAUAUUCUUAACGAUUGCGUUGCCAUUUUACCAGAGAAGGCGUCGGUGUACAAUAAUCGUGCACAAAUCUACCAAUUUCUUGGAAAUUUUGACGACGCCUUGGAUGACCUCACAGAAGCAAUUCGCCUGGCGUCAAUUGGGUCCCAGAAAAAAACAUUGUGCGCUGCACUGUGUCAAAGAGGUCUACUACACAGAAAGUACCAAAGAAUAGAACUGGCACGAGCAGACUAUGAAAAAGCGGCGGAAUUAGGAAGUAAAUUCGCAAAGACUCAGUUGGUCGAAAUCAAUCCGUACGCUGCUCUGUGCAACCAAAUGUUGCGACAAGUCAUGCAAGAGUUGAAAUAAUCUGUACUAAAUCAAUGUAAUGUUUAAAUCAAAUAUAUUUGCAUCAAUGUGA
Dalotia coriaria is the source of this 674-nucleotide messenger RNA. Its product is annotated as tetratricopeptide repeat protein 36 homolog. Gene Ontology annotation, molecular function: protein binding. The transcript is spliced from 3 exons. Lineage: Eukaryota; Metazoa; Arthropoda; Insecta; Coleoptera; Staphylinidae. Gene Ontology annotation, biological process: cilium assembly. The coding region runs from base 65 to 622 and encodes 185 amino acids. The record is from RefSeq and is a predicted model, not a curated record.